GUCAUAAAAGGGCCAAGUUUGAAGACCCCUGCUUUAUUGUAUGCUGCCCAGAGUCAUCGCUGUGAGAUGGGUAGCUAUAUCAAUUUGAUAAAAUUAAUAAAAAAUGACAGUGGGGCACCCUUGUAGAAGAAAUGGAGCAGGUAAGGUAGACCAGGAAGCAACAGGCUCACUCUCAGUCUUGGAAAUUCACUUGUGGCUAGUGCCUGCCCCUCCCCCCCAGCCUAGCCUAUUUCGCAGGGUUGUAAUGGGGAUAAAAGGAAAAGAAACCUCCAUGGAAGAAGGAGUCUUGAAUUCCUGAAGGAAAUGCAGAAACCUCUCCCAACAGAACUCCAAAUUCUCUCCCCUUCCCCACCUAUGAUCUGUCAUCAGGACUAUUGAUGGGGUAGAAUCCAAAAUACACAGCCGGUGCCAUCUAGACUUUAAGAUCAACAGCUGGGCCUAGUGCUUCAUCCCUUGUGCCAGCCUUCUUCAGCCUGGGCUGAGCUGAGGAUAAUUCCCUUGGCGGGGGAUGAUUGUUGUUGUAGUUCCUCCCCUUCUGGGGGGGGAGUCCCUCCCUCUCCAGUCUGCUUGUGUUUUGAUUUCUUUUCCAUAGGUGAGCAGAGAGCCUUUCUCCUUGCUUCCCCAUUCUCUUUUACACUUUAAUUUGUUUUUCAUUAGUUCCUAUGGCAACCACGAAUGUAUCCGUGGCGGGUUUUGAAAUUAAGAGAAAAUGAGCGCAGAUUACCAAAAAAGGGGGUGGGUGGGGGGUAUUUGAGAUCAAAGAGGCUGAGGAGAAAUAGCCCUGCCUGAAGAAUUGGCAGUUAAGCCAGUCAGGGUGUUUUCUUCCAGACGGGAGACUCCUUAUAUCCUUGCCAUUAUAACUAGCUCAAGAUUUUGUUCAAGAAGAUUUGCAUAUCCCCUCCAAAAUGCAGAAAAAGAAUGGCUGGAAACAGGAGGCACUGAACAGCACAGAUGCAACGACUCCAGAGAGACCCUUAUCUCCACCCUUCACGGCCCCACCAAGUAUGAAGUCUGCAGAAUUCUUUGAAAUGCUUGAAAAAAUGCAGGGUCCAAAAUCAGAAGAACAGAAGGGGGGAGGCCAGAAAAACAAGGAGGACUAUAUCCCCUAUUCCAGCAUUGAUGAGAUUUUAGAAAAAGGGAGUCCCUACCCUUUAAUCAUCUUGCCUCAAUUUGGGGGAUACUGGAUUGAAGACCCCGAGAACCUCAGCACCCCCACUUCCUCCGAAAGCAGCAUCUGUGAUGAAGAGGAGGAACUGCUCAGCCCCAGCACUUACGGCUACAAACUGGAGUACAAAGGUGAAGCCAAGGCAUAUCGGAAACAUUUCUUAGGAAAGGAUCAUUUAAAUUUUUACUGCACAGCCAGCAGCCUGGGGAAUAUGAUCCUUUCCAUUAAAUGCGAAGAGGCAGAUGGAAUUGAAUAUCUACGGAUUAUUCUCAGGUCCAAAGUAAAAACAUUACAUGAAAGAAUCCCUUUAGCUGGACUCAGCAAGCUGCCCAACAUUCCUCAGAUUGCAAAGGCCUUCUGUGAUGACGCCACUGGAUUAAAGUUUCACCCCGUGCUCUAUCCCAAGGCAUCACAAUUGAUAGUAUCCUACGAUGAACAUGAACUUAACAACACAUUCAAGUUUGGGGUGAUUUACCAGAAGUUUAAGCAAACACAGGAAGAAGAAUUGUUUGGGAACAAUGAAGAGAGUCCUGCCUUCCAAAACUUCUUGAACUUGUUGGGAGAAACCAUUACACUACAGGAUUUCAAGGGCUUUCGAGGGGGCCUAGAUGUCACUCACGCCCAGACAGGCACAGAAUCGGUAUACACGGUGUUCAGGGACAGAGAAAUUAUGUUCCACGUCUCCACCAAGCUUCCCUUCACAGAGGGUGAUACCCAGCAGCUUCAACGGAAAAGACACAUUGGCAAUGACAUUGUGGCUAUUAUAUUCCAAGACGAAAAUACUCCCUUUGUUCCGGAUAUGAUUGCUUCAAAUUUUCUGCACGCCUAUAUUGUUGUCCAGGCAGAAAAUCCAGAAAUGGAUAAUACGUCCUAUAAAGUAGCUGUCACAGCACGAGAAGAUGUCCCGUCUUUUGGUCCUUCACUGCCGAGCCCACCUGUAUUCCAAAAAAAUGCAGAAUUCCGAGAGUUUCUUCUCACCAAGCUGAUCAAUGCAGAAAAUUCUUGCUGUAAGUCGGACAAGUUUGCCAAACUUGAGGAUCGAACACGGGCUGCCUUAUUGGACAACUUGCACGAUGAACUCCACGUCCACACGCAGCUGAUGUUGGGCCUAGGAUCUGAGGAAGACAAGCUGGAGAACGGUGGACACGGUGGAUUCUUGGAAUCGUUUAAGAGAGCGAUCCGAGUCCGCAGCCACUCCAUGGAAACCAUGGUAGGAAGCCAGAAGAAGCACCAGCCUGGAGGAAUCCCUGGGAGUUUGAGUGGAGGGAUUGUGCACAACAGUGUUGAAAUAACCAAGACCACCUUCUCUCCUCCAUUAGCAGCAGCAACAGCCAAGAAUCAAUCAAGGAGUCCUAUAAAGAGACGAUCGGGCUUAUUUCCCCGUUUGCACACUGGAUCCGAAAGCCAAGCAGAACCCCGGAGCCGAUGUGACAGUGGCUCAGGAACACCCAAGACCCCCGAUGGAGGGCAUUCCUCCCUUGAUAUGAAGUCAGAGGCUUCCUCGAACCCAAGCUCUCCAGAAAUCUGUCCCAACAAAGAGAGGCCUUUCAUUAAACUCAAAGAGAAUGGAAAGUCAAAUAUUUCCCGUUCGUCCUCAAGUACCAGCAGUUUCAGCAGCACUGCAGGAGAAAGUGAAAAUAUGGAAGAAUACGAAAGCCUGGGCAGCCAGUCCUCAACUGCAUCGCCAUAUAAGCAAGAUGUAUUUGUUUACAGUCCUUCCCAAAGCAUCGAGAAUCCAAAUUUAGCAUCAGCUUCAACCCCUGUUAUCAUGAGCAGAAGCCCCACUGCAGAUAUAAAAAGCAGAAAUUCUCCAAGAUCAAAUCUAAAAUUUCGCUUUGAUAAACUUAGCCAUUCAAGCUCUGGUCCGACACAUUAGCUGAAGAAUGACCCCCUAAGGACCUGUAAAAGGACAUUUUUGUUGUGUUUGUUUCAUUUUAAACAGGGUGGUGAGGAGGAUGUUUGCUUUGAAUGACAGCAUCCUUCCUUCACACCAAGCUCCAUAGCCACCUAUGGAUUGUCCUCCAUCCGAGCCGAUCAUUCCAUAAAACCGCAAAAGAAGGGAUCUUUUCCUGUUCCUGUUCCUGUUCCAAUCAUCCAUGCUUUAUCCCUCUGGAGUAGAAGGAUGUCCCGCGGAGGAACCAAAUUUUGUACCACGUAGACCUGAACUGGCUUCUGUCUUUUUUCAUUUGGUAGAUCAACGGAUUGGUAACGUUUUGCAUAGCUGUUUAACUUGAGAUCAUUAGUGCUGCUUUUGGGGGUAAAUCUUUUGAUGUCAGAAAUAAUAAUAAUCAUCAUCAUCAUCAUCAUCAUCGAUAGGUAGACAAAAUGCCAAAUCCAGUCUGAACAUCUGGCUGACUGUGCGAUGAUGAUGAUGAUCAUCAUCAUCAAUAAUAAUAAUAAUAAUAUCAACAUCUGUCUAUCUCAGGUCCCUGGGAAGGACUCAUAUGUGGAUAAAAAUGCCAGAUUCCAGCCUGAACAUCUGGCUGAUGUGUGACAAACCAUAAUAAUAACCCCUCCAUGGAUACCCCCUUAUCAUAAUCAUCAUCAUCAUAAUACUUUACUGUUUUGUGGACUAAUUUCUUACCUAAUUAAAACCCCUGGAUUUAAGUGACCUUUUCUUUUUCUUAUGCUAUUACUGACAUAAGACUUUCCACACGAAGUUGGUGCUGAGUCAAGGAUGCUCUUCUGCCUUUUGAGCAUUCUGCUGCCAUGUAACGGAAAAGAAAUGACAUUGGGUUUUUUGCUUUUAAAGAAAGUGUCGAUGGAUAUCAGAAGGGUGGGGUGGAAGGGAUGUGCCCAUACCUUACUUUCAGGUAGCCAUAACAGUGCGUGUGAACAUUUGGUCUUUCUCUGUCUAGUUCUCACUGGCCUGCAGUCUCCCUGAAAGCUAGUUAAAUCCAGAGUGAAAAGGAAGGAGAUUUCUGUGCUUGAUGGUUUUCUUGCGCACAUUUCAUUACCCAGCUAGGUAACCUCAUCAGUGCUCGGAAGAAGUGGGAUUUGCUCUUAUUUUUAUAUAGAUGUGUCCUACCCUGUCAGUGUAGGGCCAGGACAAACCAGCACUAUACUAAAAUAAGAGCAAACCCCACUCCCUCCUAGUUUCUCCUAAGUGUUUUGGUGUAAUGAAAGAAAAGGUUUGGGAAACACUGUGUUAGAGGAAAGAGUUGGGGAAAAAAAAAAA
This is a messenger RNA of Crotalus tigris (Tiger rattlesnake), 4343 nucleotides long. RefSeq names its product RAP1 GTPase activating protein 2 (gene RAP1GAP2). NCBI's taxonomy places the organism in Eukaryota, Metazoa, Chordata, Lepidosauria, Squamata, Viperidae. Gene Ontology annotation, cellular component: plasma membrane; cytoplasm. Gene Ontology annotation, biological process: regulation of small GTPase mediated signal transduction; activation of GTPase activity. Gene Ontology annotation, molecular function: GTPase activator activity. The transcript is spliced from 24 exons. The record is from RefSeq and is a predicted model, not a curated record. Bases 906 to 3041 code for a protein of 711 amino acids.